Molecule: messenger RNA, 1632 nt
Organism: Penicillium oxalicum
Lineage: Eukaryota; Fungi; Ascomycota; Eurotiomycetes; Eurotiales; Aspergillaceae
Product: putative NAD+ kinase
Exons: 4
Coding region: 1-1632 (543 amino acids)
Biological process (GO): NAD+ metabolic process; NADP+ biosynthetic process
Molecular function (GO): NAD+ kinase activity
Source: RefSeq, a predicted model, not a curated record
AUGGCCGAGAUUCAUGGACCGUCGUCGACGGGCGCUGCGGGUGAAAGCCGCGGAGGUACUGCUACUGGAGUGAUCAGCGACUCAGAGCUCCAACAAAACCAGUUAGAGGUUCGGCAGGACCCUGCGUUGCUUUCGAAUUCAUCCACGGCCAUUCUGACGAUGCCCGUCCACCUUGGGGGCCCUUUGCUACAGGUUGUCUUCUACCCAGAUUCCACCCAUCGCCGCAAAUCCUCCCUCGUCACCAUGGAAAAACCGCGCGUGAGACCGCACUUUGACCAGCACGACAAGACCACAGCGUGCUACGUGCAUUCGCUCAUUGCCGGUGAAUGGGUCACACCCCCGACGACCCAUAUCGAAGAGACGCAGGACGUGAUUCGAACACUCAGUGAUGAAGAGCCCAACCUCGAUUCCGAAUCUCAUGACGAGAACGAUGUGGUCUCGGUGCUUGACAGUGAUACCAAGAUACUCAAACCUGUGCCGACGGUCGUCCAGUCGAGGCAUCUGACCAAACGGCAACUCAGCGACAUGGCCUGGAACGUGCGCAAGCUGUCCAAAAAACUGGGCAGCAUCAAGCUCAAGUUGACCGUCAAAAAUGUCUUCAUCGUCAGCAAAGCACAUGAUGAGUCCCUGGUCAGCCUCACACGGAAGGUGACGCGAUGGCUAUUGUCAAAGGAUCGCGAUGCGUCAUAUAACGUCUACGUCGAACGGCGCUUGGAGACACAUCCCGAUUUUGGCGCUCUACAACUCAUUCAAGAAGAGCCGACGGCCAAAGAUCGAUUGAUAUACUGGGAUCCCAAGCUUGCGCAGGAGCAACCACAUCUGUUUGACUUUGUCGUCACUCUAGGUGGGGAUGGCACCGUGCUUUAUACGAGCUGGCUCUUCCAGCGUAUUGUACCUCCCGUUCUCUCCUUCUCACUGGGCUCUUUAGGAUUCAUGACCAAGUUUGACUUUGCCGACUACCAGAAGAUUCUUGAAAGCUCAUUCAGAGAAGGCGUCGUGGUCAGUCUUAGACUACGAUUUGAAUGCACCAUCAUGAGAUCCAAAGCGCGCUUGAGGAACAGUGACGCCAAAUCUCUCGCUAGUCGGGACCUGGUGGAAGAAAUCAUCGGGGAAGAAGGGGAGGACACAUUGACUCAUACCCCGGAUCGAGUGUAUGAGAUUCUGAACGACGUUGUUGUAGACCGUGGUCCAAAUCCAACAAUGUCACAAAUUGAAUUGUUCGGUGACGAUGAGCAUUUCACGACUCUGCUUGCAGAUGGAAUUUGUGUUGCCACUCCGACGGGAUCCACAGCGUAUAAUCUUGCAGCCGGUGGCUCGCUUUCCCACCCUGAAAACCCCGUCAUUCUGGUGACCGCCAUCUGUGCCCACACACUCUCAUUCCGUCCGAUCAUUCUGCCUGACACAAUUGUCCUGCGCAUGGGUGUACCAUACGAUGCUCGAACCAGCUCAUGGGCUAGUUUUGAUGGAAGGGAAAGAGUUGAACUGCAUCCCGGUGACUAUGUAACCGUGUCGGCGUCAAGAUAUCCAUUUGCCAAUGUGUUGCCGCAAAAUCGGCGCGGCGAGGAUUGGGUACACAGUAUCUCCAAGACAUUGAAUUGGAACUCGCGAACCAAGCAAAAGGCUUUCAAGUAG